Schistocerca serialis cubense is the source of this 801-nucleotide messenger RNA. It is a transcript of the gene Prx5, whose product is annotated as peroxiredoxin-5, mitochondrial. Gene Ontology annotation, cellular component: mitochondrion; peroxisome; cytoplasm. NCBI's taxonomy places the organism in Eukaryota, Metazoa, Arthropoda, Insecta, Orthoptera, Acrididae. Bases 90 to 647 code for a protein of 185 amino acids. Gene Ontology annotation, molecular function: thioredoxin peroxidase activity. The record is from RefSeq and is a predicted model, not a curated record. Gene Ontology annotation, biological process: cellular response to oxidative stress; cell redox homeostasis; hydrogen peroxide catabolic process. The transcript has 4 exons.
AGUGCCACUUUUUUUUGCGCGAUUUAACCACAACUACCGCGCAACUUUUCGUAGCAUUGGUUUCAAGGUCGAUUUCCCGGUUUAUAUAAAUGCUGUCGAUUUACUCUUUGACGGGCGUCAAUACUACGAAGGCUUUAUUGAAACAGUUUUGUCGGUCGUUUCACGCAAGCAGCAUAAUGGGUCUGAAGGUUGGCGACAAAUUGCCAUCGGUUGAAUUGUAUGAGAACAACCCUACGAAUAAAGUUAAUCUUGAAAAACUUCUCAGUGACAAAAAGGCUGUUUUAUUCGCUGUACCUGGUGCUUUUACUCCUGGUUGUUCAAAGACACACCUUCCAGGAUACGUGGAAAAGGCAGACGAGUUAAAGAAGAAGGGAAUUGAUGAAAUUAUAUGUGUAUCCGUGAAUGAUCCAUUUGUCAUGGAUGCCUGGGGCAAAGAGCACAAGGCGACUGGAAAGGUCCGGAUGCUGGCUGAUCCUGAUGCAUCAUUCACAAAAGCAUUGGCACUGGAUACAAAUUUACCACCUUUGGGGGGCACCCGUUCGAAGCGGUAUUCAAUGGUAAUUGAAAAUGGUGUGGUGAAAUCAUUAAAUGUUGAGCCUGAUGGUACUGGGCUUUCCUGUUCUUUGGCUGACAAACUUCCUUUGUAGGAACUAAAACUGCGGUCUCGAAACUAUUCCACUGCUUUAACGUUACCAUUUCACAAUUACUUUAUUUAGAUGUUUCCUAAUAUUCUGUAUGUUUAAUUUGUAUGCACCAUUCUGAAAUUGUUGAUGGUUAACAAUAAAGGUAAUAAGUAACCUG